This is a messenger RNA of Cyclopterus lumpus (lumpfish), 7061 nucleotides long. RefSeq names its product interphotoreceptor matrix proteoglycan 2-like. Gene Ontology annotation, molecular function: heparin binding; hyaluronic acid binding. The transcript is spliced from 21 exons. Bases 1 to 6018 code for a protein of 2005 amino acids. Lineage: Eukaryota; Metazoa; Chordata; Actinopteri; Perciformes; Cyclopteridae. Gene Ontology annotation, biological process: visual perception. The record is from RefSeq and is a predicted model, not a curated record.
AUGGCCGGACGGUUUGGGAGUUUGGUGCUGUGGCUGCUGGGAGCUGUGCUGCUGUCAGGACACGUCUUCAUGGAGACAGAUGCCGACUUAGAGGGACCUGGUCCACAUCUGGUGGACCGGCCGCUGGUCUCCAAUCAGCUUCUUCACAGACGACACGUCGCUUUAACUCGGAGAAGAAGGAACGUCUUGUUUCCCAGCGGAGUCAAACUUUGUACCCAGGAGACAUUGGACCAGGCCGUCGACAACCACCUGAAGUACUUUCACCUCAGAGUGUGUCAGGAGAUGGUGUGGGAGGCCUUUAAGAUCUUCUGGGACCGGCUGCCGGAGCGGGACCAGUACCAUGACUGGAUCCGUCGCUGCAUGGACGAGUCCGUCAGCGUCCAGAACAUCGGACACUUCUUCAGCCAAUCAGAGGAACACUACAGCCUCAUCAGGAGCAGAGUCGCCACGGCUCCUGUGAUGAACAGUGUGGCCCUCCCCUCAGGCCCUCCUCCAUGCAGCUCUGAGACGAGUUCACCAGAGGAAGAUGUUAUCAUCGCCAGAUCGGACACAAUCCCAACAAACAAAGAUAACCUUCCCCUGGCCUUUGAGGUCACCGCUUUGGCCCCUACACUUUUUGCAACCGCUGGGGCUCAAGAUCCUGCUACAUCCAGGACCAAGAUCCCAGUGGAUAUGACCCCUGAGUCUGCAGUUGUUGCCUUGCCAGACAACCCCAGAGAUAUCCAGGGGACUGGAAGAGGCUUUGCUUCAGAAAGCCGACCUUUGAUCAUCGCUGGAACUCUAAAGUCUGAAGAAGUAGAUGUUGAGAACAUUGCAGAGGAAACUGUGGAGGUUGCUGCCUCUGUUACCCACAAGUCCUUUGAAGGGAUUGUUGAGGAAAAUAAAACUUUAACAGAAGAGGAGGUUGAGGUCUUUCCUGGAGAUGUAGAUGUAUCUGCGACAACUGAGGUGAUUCACAAAGUCAGUCCAGAAGGUGAGGAGCCACCCUCAGAGGUCAUGGCUGAAGUGGUCCUCACAGAGGUUACCAUUGUGGUUUUCACUGUGCCCACUACAUCGCCUGCUGCAGAAGGUGGCACAACGGACAGUUUACGGCACGAAGAGCCUGCAGCUCCAUCAGAAGUUGUGACCGAGCAAACGCCAGAGACCACAUUUAAGGUCAUUGAGAAAAUUCCGGACAAUUCUUUAGACGCCACACCAGAUUUGUCCUUGAAGGAGGAAACCAUUGAUUCACCAGAGCCAACUGAUGAAAUAGUACCAGAUGCACCUGAAAUAGCUGUGGUGGUUAUUGAAGAACCUGAAUGUGACCUAUCGAAACCACCUGUAGAACAUUCUUUAGAGGAAAUUUUAGAUGUUGAUGAAAUCAGCACAGAUGAAACUCCAACUUUGUUUUUGUUCACAGAUUCAGAAGAAGAGAUAUUUAUAAACGUGACUCCAGUCUUGGAAAUUGAGGUUCCUUCCCAGGCUUCUCUUCUGACCACGACCACAGUAGAAAUUAGUAAAGAAGUUGGAGACAAACCGACGCUCACUUCUGAACCUGUUGUCGUGAUUUUACAAGAUAACCAGGAUGAAGACACCUCCUAUGUCACAGAGGAGGUUCCACCUCAUACUACAGUGGACAAGACAGGCAAAGGAAUAAUAGUAGAGGCAGCAGAAAAAGAAGAACUGACAGAAGAGACAAUUAAAGGUGCAGAAACACCUGAGGCACCUAUAGAACUUGGAGACAAAGAAGAAACAAAUCUAACAGAAACUGGACAAGAACCUGUUCUAGAAACUGUACAAAUAGCAGAACCUAUUGUAAAUGCUGAAAAAGAAGCAGCAUCUACAGAAGGAACUGCUGAAGAGACAGAAUCUAAAGGAGAACAAGAAGUGGAACAUGAGGAAGAAAUUGCUGAGGAGAAGGAACCUGCACAAGAAGCAGAACCUGAAGUAGUGACUGAUGAGGAUAAAACACAAGAAACAGCUGGAGGGGAACCUUUGAAGGAUACAGAAGAGGCAACAUGUGAGGCCUCAUUGGAGAUAUCAGCAGAACCAGAAGUUGCUGUGGAAGUCAAUCCCGAGACUUUUGAUGAAACUACCCCAGAGUUCAAUGAAGAGAUCACUCCAGUUAUUGUUCCAGAAGAUACAGAGCAUUUAUUGUCUGUGACUGAAGUGGAGGAAACACCUUAUCCAGAGGUAACAGUGGAACUUCUAGAAGGCCCUGAGGUAGAAAAAUUACCAGAAACCACCAGGAAGAGUACUACACAGGUGGUUGAGCCUACAAAUGAAGGUCCAGAUUCUGAAUUGUUCCAAGAGGCACAGAGUGAAACGUCUCCAGAAGUUGUGACUGGUGACCAUUUACGGAUUAUUACCACAGGGGGAGGAAGAACUAAGCCAGAGGAGGUCAGUCAUGAGGUUCCUGAUGAACCUGUCCUUGAGGAUGGCGUCCAAGUCGAGGAUGUUGAGGGUAUUUCUGAGCCUCCAGUAGAAGUCACAUCUGAGGCCGUCGCUCAGGAAAAGCCACACGAUAUUGCGGUGGAUUCCACUCUGGAGAUGACAACCAAGUAUGUAUUGGAGUACAACAACGGCAACUUCCCCGAUCUGACUGAGACACCACGUGACGUCGAUGACAACUCACUGGAAAGAAAUGACUUUGAGAACUCGAUUGGUAAUGAGAUAGACAACACUGUGCCGUGGCCCUUGACGCCCCUGAAGGACCAGGUGGUGGAGCUAAGCAUCAAGCUGAGAGGAGAAACCUACAAUGACGCUCUGAGAGACCCGAGCAGCUUCCAGCACCAGCAGCUUGCCAAACACUUCACCCGCAGGAUCGAAGACGUCUUUGAGAGGCUGCCGGGCCUCAAGAACGUCUCUGUGAUUGAAUUCAGGCCUCAGAAGGACCUGGAGAGGGGUCUGGUGGUCCUGGUCCACUACGCCAUCACCCUGGAGGUGGACAGCAGCAGUGGCGUCGCAAACGACACGCUGGACUUUAUCUCUCUGCAGAACAACCUGGUGGAGAAGAAUUACCCCGGAGCCGCCGAGCAGCCCACCGUCGUCUACACCAUCACCGACUUCCGCAACUACAUCACCGAGGCUCUGCACAAGGACAACUUCAUGAGCAACAGCAGCUUGGAGACACAGCCAUAUGCCCUGCAGCAGGAGAAUGUGGAGAACUUGCUACCUGCUUUGAAACCGACGACUGGACCGGCCGACACCUCUGACAACAUGGAUAACGUCCUCACUGCAGAGAAGCCUCCCGAUGCUCCGAGCCACGAGGUCGACCUCAACAAAGACGACUUCCUGUUCGACCCCUUCUACGAGCAGAAAGGCCCACAGGGCCCCCUGGUGAGCGAGAACGAUGUCUUCAUGUUCGACGAGAGCACGAAUCCACCGGCCGCUGCAGAGUUCCCCGAGAAGACCUUCGACCUGCAGAGAGAGAAUGAGGGAAAUAUUGAAGAUGAGGAAUUCCUCAGUAACGCGCCUGCCGUCGGAGACCACUUCCCCCGAGGGGAUCAGGUGGGUCCUGGAGGAUCCGUUCCCCCCCCACCGCCGCUGAAACCGCAAACGGGCUCCGAGGUCACGCUGGACGAAGGAUCUGGUUCUGGUUCCUCCGGAGAUGGACAGGGAGCUGAUCUCUGGUCCUGGCCGCCGACAGUGUCCUCUGACCGGAUCCUCUACGAGGAUGGAGAAGGCAGUCAGGAGGUGCUGCCGCCGCCGGAUCUGGAGGAGACCAAGGACAAAGAUGAGGACGAGGAGACAGGUGGUGUUGAGUUGCCCCCCACUGAGAAUGAAGAUGUAACAGCGAUGGAAGUUGCUUUCACCAAAGCUCCCCCUUUGCAGACAGCUCCUGCUUUUGAAGAAUCAUUGCUGGAUGGAGCCAUUGAGGAAAUAUUCUUGGAUCAGGUUUUGGUGACGCCCCACAUCAGCACAGAUCCUCGGCACUCAACCACCACCGAAGCACCGGUGUUCUCCCCCAAAGGAACCAUGACCGUUGAACUGUUAGUGGAGGAAUCUGGUAUCUAUGAUGACUACUCCUUGACCAGACCACAUAACCUUGUGGCUCCAGUUACGGAUUCUCCUGAGCCUGAACUCUGGACUCGCGAGGACCCUGUCUUUACAGGUCCAACUGAUUCGUCAGUCAAGCUUCCAGAAACCACUGAAGAUGUGGAAGCAGCGGCAGAACCUCCUGCUGCUACAGUUGGCUCUGAAUCAGAAAAAACGUUUGAAGUCCCAGAUACUGUAACCUCCUCAACUGAAGAAGUCCAGUCAGAACCCAGCUUUGACUCGACUACCGAAGAGCCAGCAGAAAUUCAGAUAUUCACUGGAAAACCAAACCUGCUGCUACCAGAAACCAAAGACCAGGAUGAGGUUGAGAUUUUAGAGGAACAACACAUCGGCGUCACUGAUCCUGCCACAACAACAACGGCAACAGUUGGUCUCAAAGACAACGAUCUGGUUAUGGAUGAAGUCAUGGUUGUGAUGACAACGACUGCAACUCCAGUCCUCACUUCCUCAGUGAGUUCGGACCACAGUGGCAGCAUCGCGCUUUCACCUGAGAAGGACUCACCGUUUACCCGAGUGUCGGAUUCAGCACCGGAGGAUGAGGAACCAGUUCACCAUGAGCACCCAAACCAUGAAGAAGAGUUUCCAAUGAGCACUCCUAAUUCAGGUGUUCCUCAUGUUACACCAUCAUCAUCAUAUCAAGGUGAUCUAAUGUCUCCAGGAGCUUCAGUUCAGGAUGAAAACGUAUUAACCACCUCCGUGAAUACUUCCGAAAGUGAAUCAAGCAGCAAAACCCUCCAAACAACGACACCCUUGUUUCAGCAAGUCCACAACGACCCCCCUGUUACCGAGAUCCAACCCUUUAAUCACGAUAUAUCUGAGGUUCCGAGCAUCGACGUCAGCUUUGAUUUGUUCCAGUACGGCGAUGUGGCAACUGAAGGUGACAGCAGCGGAUUCUCCAGUGGAGCUCAGGGGUCGGACCUGGACGCCUUCGCCCUACCGCCCCGCCCCGGCAGGGCCCUUACGGUGUUCUUCAGCCUCAGGGUGACUAACAUGGCGUUCUCCAUGGACCUCUUCAACAAGAGUUCCCCCGAGUACAAAGCCCUGGAGCAACAGUUCCUACAACUGCUUGUCCCGCACCUUCAGACCAACCUGAACAACUUCAAGAACCUGGAGAUCCUCAACUUCAGGAAUGGCAGCAUUGUGGUGAAUAGCAGGAUGAGGUUCGGUAAGCCAGUUCCCAGAGGGGUCACCAACGUUGUGUACCUCAUCCUGGAGGAUUUUGCCAACACUGCAUACCAGACCAUGAACCUGGCCAUUGACAAAUACUCGCUGGACGUGGAAUCAGGUGACCGGGCAGACCCCUGUAAGUUCCAGGCGUGUAACGACUUCUCCAGCUGUUUGGUGAACCGGUGGUCCGGAGAGGCCGAGUGUGUUUGUGAUGCCGGCUACCUGAGUGUGGACGGCCUGCCGUGUCAGAGCAUCUGUGAGGUGCAGCUUGACUUCUGCCUCAACGACGGCAAAUGUGACGUCAUCCCUGGCAAGGGCGCCAUCUGCAGGUGUCGGGUGGGAGAGAACUGGUGGUACCGCGGCGAGCACUGCGAGGAGUACGUCUCCGAGCCGAUGGUGGUUGGCAUCGCCAUCGCCUCUGUGGCCGGCUUCCUCUUGGUGGCGUCCGGGAUCGUCUUCUUCCUGGCGAGGACGCUGCGAGAGCAGUAUGACGGCGGAGACACGGAGGACCCGCUCCGACGGAGCGACAGCAUGCUGACGCUGGAGCGAGCCAACAAGCUGAACCCCGUGUUUGAGAGCGACUCGGUCACCGCCCAGUACUACCGGCGAUACGAGGACGCACCCCGGUACAGCAGCUCCAGAGACCUCGACAAAGACGAGAUGCAACACAUCUUCCAGGACGUCACUCUCACCAAGGAGGAGAUCCAGGAGCGUGUGAGGAUCAUCGAGUUGUGUGCCAGAGAUCAGCAUUUUGCAGACUUUGUGCAACAUACUCAAGUAUUCCUGAAGAGGAGAGAAAGUUCGAGCACAUAGCGAGUCCUGAGCAGCGACCUCGAGAUAUCUGCCUUCAUCUUCUGCCUCCGAUCGACUCACCCGGAGGUGAAGGUGACAAAACGUUUGGAAGUUUAUCUUUAAAGGACGCUCUCCAGUUCUGAACUUUGACCUCUGCAGGGACGCCGGUCCUUCUCACCUUCACCUUUAAAUCCUGUGUUGUUUGUUUUUAACCCUUCAGUCUGUGCUCACUGCUCUUCCUCGUUUCCUCUGAGAAGCUCUGUUUUCUGCACUCUGAAGGCUUCAGCUACGUCUUCAGCUUCGUCCCAAAGGGACUUCUCUGUUGGACAACCUCCAGACACCUCGCUGGAGGUUGUUGGAGGUUGUUGGAGGUCGCUUGACAUUCAGACUCUCAGCGUUCCUCUUCGUCAGUGCCUUCAUCGCCCUGCUAGCUUCUCUGGGAUUCGAUGCGUAGACGACCCGGAUCAAUAAUAAUAAUAACUCCCGAUCAGCUGCUGAACCAACACCAAUGUUUACAUUUCUCAAUCCACAGUGUUUCCGCAUGUGUAGGACUCGUGUAGCUGUCGUUUUGUCUUUGUGUUUCGUCAACAAACAGAAAUAUGGACCACAGAUUAUUGAUUAUCUGAUUGGAGAGAAACGUCGCCUGUUGAGGUUCAGACAGUUCAACAUGUUUCACUUUAAACUUUCUUCUCAGAUUAUCCUCCAGUCUAAUCAAAACCCAACAUUGUUUGCAGACAAUAUGAUUUUGAGUUAUUGUUUGUGUGAAGUCAGUAAAAACGAAAAAGAAAAAAAAGUUUGGGUACCAAAAGCAAAAUACAAAAUACAUGAAAUGAAAGUAUUGGAGUGUUAAAACUAUAAGUAAAUAUAAAAGUACGGACAGGAAGGCCAAUAAAAACCUCUUUAUUUGAAAUACUUUUCUUUGUUUGUUGCUUUAACGGACAGCGGAUGUUUGUUGUUUAGAAGCUGUUUGUUUGUUUGUUUUCUAGCCCCCCCAUGAACUCCCAUCCAGCAGUUACAACCAGUCUUCUGUGUCUUUGUGUGUUUGCUAUGCCGUUGAUUUUAGA